Molecule: messenger RNA, 1467 nt
Organism: Rotaria socialis
Lineage: Eukaryota; Metazoa; Rotifera; Eurotatoria; Philodinida; Philodinidae
Source: the annotation of a GenBank genome assembly
AUGGAACAGCAAUUUCGUGUUGUAAUUAUUGGAGCCGGUAUCGCUGGUCUUUCAUGUGCCAAAUAUUUAAUUGAAAAUGGUAUUGAUGAUUUUGUUAUUCUUGAAGCACAUGAUCAAAUUGGUGGGCGUUGUCAAACUAUUCAAUUGUUGGAUCAUCAACUUGAAUUGGGCGCUGAAUCAUUGCAUGGCGAAAUUUCAAAUAAUCCAUUGUACCGAAUAGCCGAAGAACAUCAUCUUAUCGAUAUCGAUGACAGAGGAUCAGACCGAGAUGAUUGUUAUCAUGAUGAAGAAGCGGAAUCGAUUGAUGAAGAUGUUAUUGAUGAAGUACGAAAAGUUUAUGAUGAAAUAUUAGAAAAAAAAGUUGCAGCAUAUCCAUACGAAAAUUAUCCUGAUAUAUCUUUGGGCGAAUUCGUAUCGGCUGAAAUCGAACAAUAUAUUAAAAUUAAAAACGUAACAUUAGAUAAAGAUGAAUUAGAUGAACAACAAAAAGUCAUAGAUUGGCUUAGUAAACAACAUCCAUAUUUAAAUACUAUUGGUUGUAAUAAAUUAACGGAUGCAUCCGUACAAGGAUGGAAUUCUCUUGAACGUUUACCCUCGAAUAAUCAAUAUAAUGAUGAAGCAGUUUACCUGUACGGAGGCUUUUCAAAUUUUUUGCAAAGAGUAUUUGUUGAUCAACUAAAUGAAAAUCAAAUUGAAUUAAAUACUAUUGUUAAACGUGUUUCUAUUCAUGAAGAAGAACAAUAUGUUGAUAUAGAAAUUAUUAAAAGUAAUCAAGACCUAAUAACAACUUAUCAAGCUAAACAUGUUGUUUGUACACAAUCGGUCGGUUGCCUUAAACAAUCCAUGCAUCAAAUGUUUAUACCGCCGUUACCACAUGCUAAAAGAAUGUGCAUACAAAAAUUAGCUUUUGGUAUCGUCAAUAAAAUCUAUCUUGGUUUUUCACAGCCAUUUUGGGAUGUUGAUUUUCAAACAUUUAAUUUUCUAUGGGAUACAAAUGAUGAUGAUACCGAAUGGAACUUAGAAUGUUUUUCUAAAACAUCUUUUAAUAGCGAUUGGUGUAAAAGUAUAACUGGCUUUCAUGUUCAUCAUCGAUUGCCAAAUGUUCUCGUCACACGGAUAAGUGGUGAAGCAGCAAAAUAUAUUGAAACCAUACCAGACGAUUUACUUGCAAUGGCAUUUCAAGAACUUCUUUAUCACUUCUAUCCUGAUAAUCAAACUCCAAAACCUGAACAAUUAAUUAGAUCACGAUGGUUCAACGAACCAUUUAUACGUGGUUCACAUACAUUCAUUAAAAUUGGCUCGAGUAUGCAUGAUAUUAAACAAUUAGCUGCGCCAUGGCCAAGCAAGCCUGCCAAACCGCUUAUUCUUUUUGCUGGCGAAGGAACACAUGAAAGAUUUUACGGAACAGCACAUGGCGCUUAUAUGACUGGUAUACGUGAAGCAAAACGCAUUAUGGAAUUCUAUUAA